Ceratosolen solmsi marchali is the source of this 525-nucleotide messenger RNA. RefSeq lists its product as uncharacterized. The record is from RefSeq and is a predicted model, not a curated record. The coding region runs from base 70 to 510 and encodes 146 amino acids. NCBI's taxonomy places the organism in Eukaryota, Metazoa, Arthropoda, Insecta, Hymenoptera, Agaonidae. The transcript has 3 exons.
GCGACUGACCGCUUUCAGUGGCGAGCCCCUAAGCUACUAUAUCCGGAUCCUCGGGGUAGCGAGACGAGAAUGCAGGUGCUCUUCGGCCUGGGACUGCCGAUGGAGGGUGAGGUGUCCAUGACGCUCGGCUACGUUUUAAAAUGCAACUACCUGCUGCCGUACAACUCGGAGAACGGCACCGGAUCCCGACAAAAUAACAUCGCCGCAAAACGAGUCUCGAAAGUAUCGAGGUGGAGCUUGUAUAGAAUGUUGGAAGCGGCGAUAGACAGGGGUUGUCUCCUCCGGGUCAUUUGCGAGGCCGCGGCUCUGCCAUUUUUCCGCCCAGGUCUCUUGGGGCAACUGCUUCAGGCUUUCCUUACACCAACAAUGACUGACGAGGAAUAUGAAAUGUAUACCGAUCGCCAGUAUCAUAAGGCGGAGGCCUCGGGUCGGGAUCAGGAUUGCAGGCAUUUCUAUCGCGAUUGUCCUUACAGUCCUUUGGAUCAUUUCACGCGAUACAUCGAUACGUGAGUCUCGGUAUCUAUC